UCGGCGCUACUUCAAGUUCCAACAUGGCUGCCACCAGGUACAAAAUUCGGACUGUGAUGUGUUGGCAUUGAGUUUGCGAUGGUAACGACAAUAUCCUAGGGUAGACUGCAUCAGAAAUGCUAGGUCAAAUCCCAUUACGUGAAAGAUAUUAGAAGCAGUAGAGAAGGUUUUGUCGGUGAGAAUCAAACGGUAUUGCCGUUCAGAGUACAGUGGGGGCCCAGUCACAACCUGUUUUGAUAUCUGACGUUCCAGUGGAGUUCUUGUGAAAAGUUUUCAUCAGUUUUGUUGGACAAGAGCCAAAAUGUCUUUCUUGGUGGAUUCCUGCAUCAUGUUCACGACCCAGGCUUUCUUCUUUGGGUUCGGCUGGAUAUUCUUCAUGCGCCAACUCUUCAAGGACUAUGAAAUCCACCACAGGGUGGUGCAGCUGACCUUUGCUGUGACCUUUGCCCUGUCCUGCACCAUGUUUGAACUCAUCAUCUUUGAGAUUGUCGGGUUUCUGAACUCCAGCAGCAGAUAUUUCCACUGGAAGCUGGACCUGUACGCCAUGCUGUUCUCUCUCAUCUUCCUGCUGCCCUUCUACAUCGCCUACUUCAUCGUCAGCAACUUGAGGUUUGUCCAGUCUUUGCAGCGCAGACGUCUGAUUGUGUGGCUCACUGUGGGGGUUUGGCUCACAUUCAUGUACUUCUUCUGGAAGCUGGGAGACCCCUUCCCCAUCCUCAGUGCCAAGCAUGGCAUCUUCUCAAUAGAACAAGGUAUCAGCCGAGUGGGAGUCAUUGGUGUGACGCUCAUGGCUCUCCUGUCGGGGUUCGGUGCCGUCAACUGUCCCUACACCUACAUGGAGUACUUCCUGCGGCACGUCACCGACACGGACAUCCAGUCCCACGAGCGCCGCCUGCUCCAGAACAUGGAGAUCAUCCUCACCAAGAAGAAGCGGAUCGCGCUCGCCAAGAGGGAGACGCGGCAGGCGCAGGCGGGCUCUGGGACGCAGAGGUCGGCGGGAAUCUGGGGGAUGCUGAAGAACGUAACCACGAGUUCCCCCGCGGGAGAGAAUGUCCGGCAGCUGCAGCAGGACGUAGACGCGCUGGAGGAACUGAGCAGGCAGCUGUUUCUUGAAGUGGUGGAUCUGCACGAGCAGCGGGAGCGGAUCGCUUACUCUAAAACUCUGAAGGGGAAGUACUUCAACAUCAUGGGGUACUUCUUCUCUCUCUACUGCAUGUGGAAGAUCUUCAUCUCCACGGUCAACAUCGUGUUCGACCGCGUCGGCAAGACGGACCCCAUCACGCGCGGGAUCGAGAUCGUCGUGGUCUACUUCGGGAUCCAGUUCGACGUGAAGUUCUGGUCGCAGCACAUCUCCUUCCUGCUGGUCGGAAUCCUCAUCGUUACCUCCAUCCGAGGACUCCUCAUCACGAUGACCAAGUUCUUCUACGCCAUCGCGAGCAGCAAGUCUUCUAACAUCAUCGUGCUCCUGUUUGCGGAGAUCAUGGGAAUGUACUUCAUAUCCUCUGUCCUCUUAAUGAGGAUGAACAUGCCUGAGGAGUACAGACUCAUCAUCACGGAGGUGUUAGGGGACCUGCAGUUUAACUUUUACCACAGGUGGUUUGAUGUGAUCUUCCUGGUCAGUGCCCUGUCCAGUAUAGGGUUCCUGUACCUGGCACACAAACAGGCACCAGAGAAACACAUGAUGCAGAAUAUGUACUGAGAGUAAGAGGAAAACAAUAUACACUGUCUUGUAUAAUUAUAAUUCAAUUUUGCUGCCUUGGUCUGUCUACAGAAGAUUUUUCUUAACCUCAUUUACUCAUCAAUUUUAAAUUCUAUUACCUGUUGAAAGUCACUGACCAAAGUUUGUGGAUGCUACACGAAAUGUCUGACUGUUCACAAAUCUAUCCACAGUUGCUUAAGUCAUGUUGCGCAUCUUAUUCAUCAACCAUGUACGCUGUUAUGAAGAUAAGUUGAACACUGGGUUGUUUAAGUGCUCUCGACACUAACUUCUUGAGGAAUUAAGUGGUAUCAGAUCUUCACAUAAGUCAGUGUCUAUGAAUGAUUGUAAUUACAUUGUAGUCCUGUGGAUGAAGAAAUAAAUUUCUCCAAUUCAAAAAUGUAUAAUGAAAGUGGCCAAAACAUGGACAGCAUUUUGAAGAAGUCAUAUAAUUUACCAGGAUAUCAAAUUAUGGUUGCUGCUAGCCUGGAGUCCAGUCUUGUUGUGCUUUGGUCACUCCCAGAAGGUAUGCUUCAGCUUCAGCCAACAAGUUACCAUUGGAACGAUUGGUAUUUGCAUAUUCGCCAUAAUUAUAUGCAAAUUCCAAUGGUAGCGAACACCAUACUUGUUGGCAGAAGUAGACUUUUGGGGAGUGAACAAAGCACAAGAAGGCUGGACUCCAUGCUAGGUUGCAGCCAUGUGCUUGCUGCUUUAGUGUAGCUCUAAAUAGAAGUUUCCUGAAUAUUCUCUAUUAAAUAUUAUUCUACGAAACCAAACUGGAACAUCAAUGAACGACUCAAACAAUGUCAAGCACAACGUAUUCAUCACACUUUAUUCAAUAAACCUUUUCCAGGUCGCCCUCUCCCCAGGUCCUGACAUACACACUCUGUCCAAGUCUCUCAACAGUUGAUGAACAUCAAAACCGACCACAAAUGUUUUUUUCCCAAUUUCCACCACAGCGGUUUACACCAUGGGAGCGCUCUGCAAGGUCAAUUAGAAAUCUUCAAACUUAAAUAGUGGUAACAAAAUCAUAGGAAAGAAGCCCUCGAUCCUCUAGUUAAUGGAAGCAUAUGCAACACCGGCCAGUAUAAAGAAUUAGUUACUGUUUGAUAAUUUAGAUAACUAUAAAUUAAGAACCUGAGGACAUAAUGUGCAAGCUACCCACGGGAACCAAAUAAAUAAGUCGAAACCAAAGCCAAGAAUUUCAUAGCAAUGCUAUAUGACUUGUAACUUUCACAAACCAUAUUAGGUUUUAUAUUCUAGCAGCGAAAAGAUAUGCCAUAUACCUUAACGUAUCUGCUCCCAGGAAUAAACUGUGUAGUCAUAUCUAUUUGACGUAUACAAAAAUCUUUUAAGACGAUAACAGAACAGCAGAUAUUGUUUCGCCCCUCUGCUAUGACAAGCAGAGACAGGGACAUUUUUCAUACAAAUUUAUGGCUCAACUUACACUGCUUUAUCACCCCAGCUUUCUCAAUGUACAUGUAUUACUGUCUAUCACUAGACAAUCUUAAUGUGUUUAUUAUCACAUUAACAUCUUAGUACCAAUGUUCUGAAACAUUUACUUCAAUUCAUCUUGUUAUUUUACUAAACACCUGGGGCAAUGAAGUUUGUGAAUUUUAAUUUAGUUGAGAGAAUCUUUGCCAUGUUCCCUGCCUUGCCAGCAAUGAAUAUAAAAUUACAACAAUCUAAUAGAUACAUACUCAUCUGUACACAUUCCCACCCUUCCCAGCAUUCCCUGCUAGUCCCACCAUUUUUUUGCUGGACAUUGUUUUCAGACAAAGGACAUAUUCAUGUCC
Molecule: messenger RNA, 3492 nt
Organism: Branchiostoma floridae (Florida lancelet)
Lineage: Eukaryota; Metazoa; Chordata; Leptocardii; Amphioxiformes; Branchiostomatidae
Product: Golgi pH regulator-like
Exons: 7
Coding region: 302-1699 (465 amino acids)
Biological process (GO): intracellular pH reduction
Cellular component (GO): Golgi cisterna membrane
Molecular function (GO): voltage-gated monoatomic anion channel activity
Source: RefSeq, a predicted model, not a curated record